Messenger RNA from Vicia villosa (hairy vetch), 810 nucleotides. RefSeq names its product F-box protein SKIP23-like. The record is from RefSeq and is a predicted model, not a curated record. Lineage: Eukaryota; Viridiplantae; Streptophyta; Magnoliopsida; Fabales; Fabaceae. The transcript is spliced from 3 exons. The coding region runs from base 1 to 810 and encodes 269 amino acids.
AUGAAUGACAUAUUGUCUGAAUUGCAUAAUACUAUAGAAAAAUCCAUGGCAGAUUGGUCUCAGCUUCCAAAAGAUCUUCUGCUGGGGGGAGAGAUUCUGGAUUCUGUUGCCACGUUUCAGGGGGAAGAGAUUCUGGAUAUUUUCACACAAGAGUACUCUGGGGAGGUGGUGAUGCUCCAUCGUGGAUACAAUACAUGGGCUGAGAUCUCCAGUGAGCCAAAUUUCUUCCAUGAUAUUUGCAUUUUUAAAGGCCGGCCUUGUGUGGCAAAUGAAACCGGUCGGACUGUGAUAAUUGGAUCAGAUUUGAGCGUUCAUUUGAUGGCUGAGCCGGUGUGUGAUCGUUUUUUCGAUGGCUACCUUCACAUUAUGGUGGAAAAUGAGUCUGAGUUGUUGCUAGUUCACAAAACUAAUGAUUUGUAUGAUAGCUUUCGGGAUGAGUAUGAUAAUCAUCAUGUUGAAGUGCGAGUAACGUUUGAAGUGUUUAGGCUUGACCAGAAAGAGAAAAAGUGGUUGAGGUUGUCAAAUUUAGGGGAUACAGUUGUGUUUUUUGGGCAAUGUGAUUCGUUCACUGCUUCUGCGUUGGAUUUGGGAUUUGACAAUGGGAAUUUUGUGAUUUAUUGUAACGAUGAUGAUGAUGUAAAGAGUGAAAUGAGUAUAUUUCACUUCGACAACCAUGACAAUUAUCCUUUGCCUGAUUAUCCAGAUUAUUUGAAGUUGUUCUGGCCACCUCCGGAGUGGAUCUUAUUGAAGAAUUAUAAUCCAUCUUUAGCUAGUGUUCGAUACCACUUAGCCAUGGAAGGAGAGAUUUGA